Durio zibethinus is the source of this 2789-nucleotide messenger RNA. Its product is annotated as dolichol kinase EVAN-like. Gene Ontology annotation, biological process: dolichyl monophosphate biosynthetic process. NCBI's taxonomy places the organism in Eukaryota, Viridiplantae, Streptophyta, Magnoliopsida, Malvales, Malvaceae. Gene Ontology annotation, cellular component: endoplasmic reticulum membrane. The record is from RefSeq and is a predicted model, not a curated record. Gene Ontology annotation, molecular function: dolichol kinase activity.
CAUUAGUAUUUAUUUAGAAUUUAGUAAAAAAAAAAAAAAAGACUAUUCCAAGAACGUGGGUCCCGUGGUGCAGGCGGCAGUUCAACGAACUUUCGCGUCAACCAAAUGAAUUCUGACAAACCGAACCUACUUACGUAAAGCCCCCGUUUAAUCCUCUCCGAUCUGCCAUGGCGAUCUCGCCGUCGAAGGCGAUGAACGGAGAGAGAGCCGUGGUUCUCCUCUUCGUCUUCCGUGUUCUAUCUUCUGUACCGCUCUCUCUCCUCCCCCAAGCCCUCUCCCUCUCUCUUCUUUCCCUCUUCUCCAUCUUCGUCGAGUUCCGCGCCGACGACGGUUCCCUCUCCCUCUUCAAAACCAGGCCAGGUGCUUCAUCGGGAAUAAUGUUAGGAGCAGUUACGUUGCCAACUGUAAUGCUCUCGAAGUUGAUUCAGCUCUCGAGAGCUUUGUCUUUGCAAAAAAUUGAGCUUGGAGAGCUUGAACAUAUGACAAUGCAAUUUUGGGCCACAUCGGCUUGUUGCUGCGGUGUGCUUAUAUUCCUCUCCAUUGUUUUGUGGUAUGCUGCCAACAAUAAGAAUCCCCAUUUCUCCUGUAGUGUUUGGGAUUCAAAGUUUAGCUUAAGCUGUGUCAUCUUAUACUCGGUGGUUUGCUGUAUUUCACUUGCCACAAUAUCCCAUACUGGCUUUAACACAGCUUUAAAGUUACUAUGGUUGCUAUGUCAUGGAUUUGCAGCAGUGAAAUUAAUUCAACAUCUUCUCAAUACGUUCCCAUGUUGUGCUUCAAUCGGGGAAGCUCUUUUGGUGACUUCAGGUCUGGUACUCUAUUUUGGUGACAUGUUGGCAUGUACCAUUUCAAAGGUCUGUAGACUCUUGAUUUCACCAGAGUUAGUAUCCAUACGAUAUGGAAUUAAAAGAAGUGAGAUAGGUAUCAUUAUUCAGGGUGUGCUGCUUGGACUUCUUAUUUUUUCAGCAGUCUUUAAAUUUGUUAUCCGCUUAUGGGAAUACUUUUGGGUAGCUAACAACUCUGAAUCAAGACAAAGCAAAGAAAUUGGGAGAUCUCUUAUAUUCUUUAGUUCCCUUGGAUUUAUCAUGAUUGCCAUUGCCCCAUCUUGGAUGAUGAUUGUCCUAGAUUUUGAUGUACAUCCCGUAUUAUGGAUAUUCCAGUUUGUUUUUUCGGAACCAUUUAAAAGACUGUCACUAUGCAUCUACUGGUUGGGUUUGAUAUAUGCAUCUGUCUUGAGGUUCUACAACAUUUCUAAGAAUAGUAAGAUCGAGAGGAUUCUUCUUCGAAAAUACUACCAUCUGCUAGCUGUUUCAAUGUUUCUGCCCGCUCUUAUUUACCAGCCAAAAUUUCUUGAUCUAGCAUUUGGUGCAUCUUUGGCAGUUUUCUUGGUGUUAGAAAUUAUUCGAGUUUGGAGAAUUUGGCCUUUAGGGCAACUUGUGCAUCAAUUUAUGAGUGCCUUUACAGAUCAUCGUGAUUCGGAUCUUCUUAUUGUCAGCCACUUUUCACUCUUAUUGGGAUGUGCACUUCCUAUCUGGAUGUCCUCUGGGUUCAAUGAUCGACCUCUUACCCCUUUUGCUGGAAUUUUAAGCCUUGGCAUUGGAGAUACAAUGGCAUCAAUGGUUGGCCACAAGUAUGGUGUCCUUAGGUGGAGCAAAACUGGCAAGAAAACUAUCGAAGGCACUGCAGCUGGUAUAACAUCUGUCCUCGCUGCUUGCUCUGUUCUGCUUCCACUUUUGGCAUCCACAGGAUACAUUCUAACUCAGCACUGGUUCCCUCUUCUCAUAGCCGUGACCACAAGUGGUUUGUUGGAGGCCUACACAACGCAACUCGAUAAUGCUUUUAUGCCACUUGUCUUCUACUGCCUCCUCUGUUUGUAAACGCAUACUUCAUCCUUCCAAAAAGAUAAGUAUACAUGGAUAUUUAUAAACAAAUCCUAACAACAUGCUUUUUAUUUAGUGGCUUUUUUAUUCUUUUGAUAGAUAUUACUAACCACACUCAUGGAAUCCAAAGAGCCUGUUGCAUCCCAUACCAUUUUAGUUUCAGAAUAAUCUAGAAUUUGGUGUAGAAUGAGCUAGCUGAGUCUUAAUAUUUCAUUAGGCGUUUUGAGCCAUCAGAGACAAGUGAGUCGCAACAUAAAACGAUUGGUUUAUAGACAGCUAGGAUUGUUUUGUGUACUGUUUUACAUGAAUACAAUAAUUUUACAUGUAAGUUGUUGUAAUCAUUUGAAUAUUUUUCAGCAUUAAUACUAGUAAUUCAUCGUUGGGUAAUCUUCUUGACAUCUAUGAUCAUUUUAAUCUUAACACUUGUUAUUUUAACCUUUAUGUUCCUCAUUUCAUUUAUUAAAUAAAACAGGAAUAACCUGCAAAGCCCAACUUUGAAACAGAGGCUUUCGUUUUGAUAGUUCACUCCUAACCCAAUGAGGUUUGGGCUUUGCUAUGGUCCAAGUUUGAGCCUUCAACUUGCUUUAACUGAGAGUAUUUCAUUGGGACAAUAAAGUUUAGAAAUAUGGUGCCUGUCAUGCACAAAUUAUUGGUUACGAACAGGAUUUUCAAAAAGUAUAGGGCGGGGAGGGGGCCUUUGUCUAGACCCACCUGCCAGCAUAUCCAUAAUGGUCAUCCAGAUUCAACACAUUAACAAAAUUUUAUCUUAAUUUUCUGAAAACCAAAAACACCCGAAAUUUUCAACAUGUACAUGUUGUAGGACGUGCCUGUCCUACAAGGAGAUAUUUUUUCUCAUAUCCAAGACCUUUUCAUAUUGACAUGUUAUCGAUGUAUGUAUAGAACAUCAAUAAA